Messenger RNA from Oncorhynchus keta (chum salmon), 1659 nucleotides. Its product is annotated as long-chain fatty acid transport protein 2-like. NCBI's taxonomy places the organism in Eukaryota, Metazoa, Chordata, Actinopteri, Salmoniformes, Salmonidae. The record is from RefSeq and is a predicted model, not a curated record. The annotation marks the transcript as partial. Gene Ontology annotation, molecular function: long-chain fatty acid transmembrane transporter activity; long-chain fatty acid-CoA ligase activity. The transcript is spliced from 6 exons.
AAAGAUGAAUGUUUGUGUUUUCUCCCAACGUUCCAGAGAGACAACGACAGAGAGCACAAAGUCAGGCUGGCCAUUGGUAACGGUGUGAGAGCAGAGAUAUGGAAGGAAUUCCUGAACCGCUUUGGGAGCAUCUACGUGAGGGAGUUUUAUGCUUCAACGGAGGGCAAUGUGGGAUUGAUCAACUACACCGGGAAGAUAGGAGCUAUCGGACGAGUCAACUACCUGCACCGGAAGCUGUUUCCUUAUACUCUGAUUAAAUACGACACAGAGAGAGAUGAACCAAUCAGAGACUCUACCGGACUGUGCGUAGAAGCUCCUAAAGAUGAAACAGGACUGUUGGUGUGCCGGAUCACAGGCAUCGCUCCUUUUGUUGGAUACGCUAACAGCCAGCAGACAGAGAGGAAGAGACUGAGAGACGUGUUUCAGAAAGGAGAUCUGUACUUUAACAGUGGAGACCUGCUGAAGAUAGGCCAGGACAACUUUAUUUACUUUCAGGAUCGAGUCGGAGAUACAUUCAGGUGGAAGGGAGAGAAUGUGGCCACAACUGAAGUAGCUGACAUCCUCACCCUGAUAGACUUUGUCCAAGAGGCAAAUGUCUACGGCGUUCAAGUACCAGGCAACGAGGGGAGGAUAGGAAUGGCUGCCGUCACGGUGAAGGGAGGAGAACAGUUUGAUGGCAACAAAACGUUCAGCCAUGUAGCCAGCUUCCUACCGGCGUAUGCACGGCCCCGCUUCAUACGCAUCCAGAAUGAGGUGGAGAUGACGGGGACCUUCAAGCAGAUGAAGGUGAGGUUAGUGGAGGAAGGUUUCGACCCGGCAGGCAUCACAGACCCUCUGUACAUCCUACAGGAGAGUAAUCAGAGUUACACACCAAUGACUGGCCAGAUCUACAGCUCCAUAGUGUCAGGCAUCAUCAAGCUGUGAACAGAUCUGUGGUGAUACUACUCCUGGGUCCUAUUCAUUAGGACAUGCAAUUGAAAACGUUUCAAAAAUGUUUUGCAACGGAAAACAAAAAUUAGUAUUACUUAGUCCCUCCCUGUUUUAGUCCACGCCAGCCCUCAUUCUUUACCUGCGGCAUCGUCUGAGACCGGCCACCCGGACAGCUAAUGAAACUUAGGAGUAUUUCUGUCAGUAAGUAAUAAAGCCCUUUUGUGUGGAAAAUCUCAUUCUGAUUGGCUGGGCCUGUGUUGAAGUGAUUUAAAUGUUGAAAGAUAAUGAUGAAAUAAUUCCACUCUGAAACCUUAUAACUGUAUGAAAUUGAUUAGAAUCAUAUAAUUAUUAUCUGAUGGUUUUGUGUAGUUUUAGUCAGUAAAAUUAUAUAUCUGUGAGUGUAGUUUUAGUCAGAAUUAGGGUUAAACAAUAUAUCUGUACAAUAUGUCUUUAGCGUAUCUUAAACACAGACUCUCUGAGAAACAUUCAGUGCCGACCUGGCUAGAGGUUUGGGAGAGUACAGGGAGUACUUUUCAAGGUCUCCCUAAUCUUUGUCGGUUGGGUAAUGAUACAGUAUGUGCGUAGGAUACCUACUGUUUGUGUGUGGAAGUAUGUGCGUAGGAUACCAACUGUUUGUGUGUGAAUGUAAGUGCAUAAGGAGCCAGUAUAUAAUGAAUGGUUUUGUACAACGGACCAGCGCUCUCAUGAAUAAACAUUUUGACUAUCAUA